ACCAGUGGCUCCACGGGCUCUGGCAAGAGCGGUGAUGGUGUGAAUGGGCAUCUGCCACAACCACACACCGAAGCAAUGGAAUACUACAACGUCUGUGAAGGUGAACUGGAUGCAGACAUUCCAUGUACACCUGAGAAAGAUAUUGAAGGACUACACCAAGAAAUACAAAAGGGAGAUGAUCCAGGCACAGAUGACACAAUUAGAAAUAACGAUAGUCCAAGAGAAUUACCCGAAACAUCACCAUCGUUAAGCAAGAGUUCAGGCAAUGACAGCAGUGCCCAAAAUGCUCCACAGGAGGGUGAAAGAGAAUUUCAGGAGGACAAUAGCUCCGACAGUUCUACCCUCACUAAAGAAGCACAGGUAGCCAAAAGUAUAUCUCAAGAUCCCAAUCCUGUCUGGGUCUUAACCUUACUAAACAAAAUAGAAAAGCAGUUCAUGACACAUUAUAGCAAUGCAAUGAGAGAGUUCAAAGUCCGAUGGAACUUGGAUGACAAUAAACAGCUGGACACAAUGAUAAGCGAACUUAAAACAGAUGUCCACAAAAGAAUCCAAACCAGUAUCAACAAAGAACUGAGAAAAAUUCACGGUCAAGCAGGCCUACCAAGACCUCCUGCAGGAGCAAUGUCACGUUUUUCAACAACACAAGCAGAAGAGAGAAGACGAAAGCUGAAGAUCAUGCUCAAAGAAUCAGAUGAUCCACAAGAAGUAGGAAGUGGUGAUUCGGCAACAGGCACAUCUUAUAGUGACCAGCGGAGUGAAAAUGAUGAAUACUGUCCGUGUGAAACAUGUACUGAGAAAAAAAUGACAUCUAAGCCACUGGUUCCUGCAGAAGUUGUGAAUAUUGCACCAGUUGUCAUGGCCUUUGACCUAAAGAGAAUUCUGGUGAUGAAGAAUGAUUGCAAUACACAGGCAAUCACAUGCACAUCUCACUUUGAAAAUGAUACUAAGACACAUGCAGCAGACACACUUGUAGAAAAAGUGAUUUCAGGAGCUGUAAGAGAAGUGGAAGGGGAUAAAGUGUACCAUGACAGUAAAGGUGACAUUGCUUUUGCAGAAGACUUGGCUGAAGAAGGUGAGGAUGAAAGUGAAUCAGAAAAAGAGAAAGCAAACACACUUGUAGGUGUAAUAGAGGAAGAGGCAACUGACGCUACCACAAAUAAGGAUGAUAAUACAGCAGGAGAGACUGCUGUCUCAACUGAACACCAGUCUGACAAAGAGGUGGCUGAAGAAGAGGUUGAUGCCAUUAGUAAAUAUGAUUCUGAAAAUGAAACUGAAACACGGAAGGAGAAUGAAGAUGAAUGCGACAAAGCAGAAGCUGUAGAGUCAGAGACAGUGGAAGAUGAAGAAGAAAUUCCUGCUUCUGUAUCAGAUGAUUCUGCAGCGAAAAACAACAAUCUGACCUCGGCUGAUGAACCAGCAAACGAACCAAGCACUGAUGAGAUUGCUGUCAUAGAUGAAGAUGAACUUCAAGAGGAAAUCUCUGAAGCUACAACAGCUAAAGAUGAAAGUGGAGAAAGAAACACUAUGGAAGAAGCAGAAGCAGGGACAGUUGAUGUUGGUGAAGAAGAGAUUGCUGCCACCAGUGAAGCUGAACUCCAAGAAGAGGCUCCUGAAGCCACCACAUCUGAAGGUGAAAAUGAAGCUGAUGAUGUGACAUCCACAAAUAUCCAUCAAUCUGACAAAGAGGAGACUGCGGAGGAGGGGGCAGCUGAUGAUGAUCUUGACGCCACAAGUGAAGGGGAUUUGGCAAAUGAGAACAAUGACACAGUUACAGCUAAUGAAUCAUCAGAGAAAACAUCUGAAAAAAGUGAGAUUGCUGAAACAAGUGAGGAUGAAGUGACAGUUGAAGCUACUGCAACUGAAGGAAAGAAUGUGGUAGAUUCAGAGGAAUUUGAAUCAGAUAAUGAUGAGGCUUCAGAUGAAAUUACUACAGAAAGUGAUGACGAUGAUGAUGAUGCAGAGAAUGAAGCCACAGGUGACAAACUGUCAAGAAAAUUAUCUAUAGAAGCAACAGAUGAUGAGCUUGUUGUAGAAAAGGAGAUUGCUGCUACAAGUGAAGACGAACUUGAAGAAGAGACUGCUGAAGCCACCACAGCUGAGGAUGAAAAUGCAACAAAAAGUGUGGCAGACAGAAAUGAAAUUGGCUCUGAUACAGCAUCAGAAAACGAGGAUGCUGUGGUAGCAGGUGAAAAUGAAGAUCCGGAAAAAACUGAUGAUGAAACUGCAGAAGAGAGUGAAGCCAUAGGUGAUGAACCAAAGGAAACAACUCAAGAACCAACAACAGACAAGGAUGAGGUGGAAAAAGAGAUUGCUGUAACAAGUGUGGAUGAAGGUGAAGAAGAGGCUGCAGAAGCUUUCACAGCUGAAAGUGAAAACAUGAAAGACUUGGUUGCUGCAACAAGUGACGAUGAUGAUUCUGCAGAGAAUUUAGAUGAAACUGCAGAGGAGAGUGAAGCCACAGGUGAUGAAGCAACCACAGAUGAUGAAUUUGUUGUAGAAAAGGACAUUGCUGCUACAAGUGAAGAUGAACUUGAAGAAGGGACUGAUGAAGACACCACAGCUGAAGAUGAAAAUGUAAAAGAGAGUGAAACUACAGGUGAUGGGCAGCCAAAAGAACCAACAACAGAAGCAACAACAGAAGAGGAGUGUGCUGGCACAGGGGGAGAUGAACUUGAGGAGGAGACUACAGAAGCAUCUGUAAAUAAAAAGAACACAACAGCUGAAGAUGAAAAAGCUGAGGAGAAUUAUGAGUCUGGUAAAGAUGAGAAUGUGGGAGGAGGAACAGUCAGUGAUGAAGAAGAGAUUGCUUCCUCCUGUGCAGAUGAGUCUGCAGAUGAGAACAAUGACCCAGCUGCUGUUGGUGAUUUAUCAGAAGAACCGACUGAAGGUGAGAAUGCAGUAGAAAAAAAAAUUACAGGUGAAGAAGAUUCAACUACUGAAGAUGAAAUUCCAGCAGAAGAGAGUUGUGUGGCUGCCACAACUGAAAAUAAAUCUGACAAAGAAAAAGCAGGAAUGGCUGACGAUGGAGAAGAAACUGCUGACACCAAUGAUGAUAACAGUGCUGAAGAUGCCACUACAAAUGAUGAAGAAAGCGCAGACGAAAACGAUGCUAUGAGUGAUAAAAUAACAAAGAAGGCUGAAGAAACAGCAACAACUCAAGAUGAGACUGCUGCAGUAAAAGACAUGGAUGUAACCAGUGAAGACGAAUCAGUGGAAGAGCGUGUAGAAGUCAGCAAUGUUGAAGAGGAAAAUCCUGCAAAAGAGUCUGAUGUGGCUGUGACAUCUGAAGGUGAAUCCGAUGAGGAUGAGGCCACGGAAGCAGAGAUGGGUGAUGAUGGAGUGGAGGCUGCUGACGCAAGUGAUGAAGAUGAAACUGCAGACGAAGAUGAAAGUUCUGUAGAAAAAGAUGAUGGUGCGGAAGAAGAGAGAGAUGUUGCAGAGACAACUGAGCAGGAAUCUGACAAAGAUGCAGCAGUGGAAGGGGAGGUUCCAAAUGCCAGUGAAGAUGAGCAUCAGUCAGAUGAUGAAGAAACUGCUGGAGAUGAUAGUUCUCCAAAGAAGGAACAAGCUGCUGAAUCCAACACAGCUGAAGAGGAAAAUGCAGCAGAUGUGGCUGACGCAACUGAAUAUGAAUCUGACAAACAGGAAGAAACUGCUGCUAGCAGUGAUGAGGAUUCUGCAGAAGGCGUUGUCUCAACAAAUGAUGAAUUGUCAGAGGAAACUGAUAAUACAUCUAAAGCUGACAGGCUGUCCCCCAAACAAGAAACAUCUGAAGAUGGAGAAGAACUAGUAGAAAAGCAUGAUAACGUAGAAGCUGUUCCUGAAUCCACAAGAGAGGAAAGCCCAAUAGCUGUGACAGAAGAUGAAUCAGAGGAGGAGAACCAUGAAUCUGACACAGAUGAUAAUGAACCAGUAAAGAAUGCAAUGACAGAUACAAAUGAUUCUGACGGAGGAGAGGAUUCCUCAAAAGCUUCAACUGAUAGUGAGACUGGAGAUGAAACUUCAGAAGAAGGUGAGUCUGCUGCAGAGGAUAAAGUAGCUGAAGAAACCAGUGCCAAUGUGGAUUCUGUUAAAGACGAACAAGGAACAAGGGAGGAACCCUCGGAUAACACAGAGGAUGAAUCGGCACAAGAUGACAAACAACUUGCUGAAGAAGAGGGUAAAGAGAACGCUGACAGUGAGCCUGAAAAUAAUCCUGACAAAGCUGAACACACAAGUGACGAAAGUGAUAUGAGUGAAGAGCAUUGAGAAAAUCAUUUGACUGAGACAAAUAAGGAAACUGAUGGCCCUGAUGAUGUGGUGGAGCUGAAGCCAGAAGCAGAUGUCAUUACAAAUGGAGGACAUGGCAUUGAUGAAGACAAUGAUCAAGACUCUGAAGAAGAAGAAGAAGAAGAGGAAGAAGAGGAAACGGAGAAACCCAAUGAAGACUGGAAUGGAGUCCAGGGAGAUUCAGCUGAUGGAGAGGAUGAAGCCGAGGAAGAUUCAGAGGAAUCGGGCGAAGAACUUGAUAAAGGGAAUGAUUGUGCAGCAAACAGCUCAGAAAAUCAAAAGGAAGAUAAAAGAUCUGCUGAGGAAACCACAACAUUAUUCCCACUUAAAACUCUGAGCAGGACGAAGGAGGAAUCUGAGGAUGGUGCUCAUGCUGAUGUUGAAGAUUCUGAGUCUGAAACAAAUAAAGAAGAAGCUAAAGGCCUUGAAGAGAGUUAGAAGAUUUCACCUCAUGUUGACAUGCUCAUGAGAAGUGACAGGAAGAGGCAGCAGAGAAAGUCUGAGGUUGAAAAAAACGAGCUAUGAGCUACAAAUACAGACACUUGUAUUCAGAUAUACAGAUAACAUACGCACAACUAUGUGGCACAAAAAAUAGGGAAUCUUAAAAACUUGAAUGUAAAUACAAGGAGUGUUGUUGUAUGCAAAAGAGAUAUGGGUGUUGCACAUAAACUGCACUUUUUCUUCAAAUUAUUACUUCAUAUGUACUGUAUGUAAUUUGUUUUUUCCAUCUUAACUUUUUAUGUCAGAUUAAGCAGCAUGUUUAAUGUAAAUUAAUACUAAACCACAUGUUUUCUAGUUAAUAUUUUUCGUUUUCGGAAAGCCAGAAAACACUGAUAAUAUUUAUUUUGAAUGUAUAACUUACCACUGUGCAAAUGCAGUAAUAUUCAUUUUACGAAUCAUAACAGACUGUAUUUCAAUCCAACAGUGUUCAUCAGUUAGAAAAUGCUAUACUCUCUUUGACACAGAGAGUGUAUUAGUUUAGCUGAA
Messenger RNA from Solea solea (common sole), 5256 nucleotides. RefSeq names its product dentin sialophosphoprotein-like. Lineage: Eukaryota; Metazoa; Chordata; Actinopteri; Pleuronectiformes; Soleidae. The record is from RefSeq and is a predicted model, not a curated record. The coding region runs from base 76 to 4248 and encodes 1390 amino acids. Gene Ontology annotation, biological process: retina development in camera-type eye; photoreceptor cell development; axoneme assembly. The transcript has a single exon. Gene Ontology annotation, cellular component: axoneme.